Messenger RNA from Erinaceus europaeus (western European hedgehog), 1462 nucleotides. RefSeq names its product DENN domain containing 11 (gene DENND11). The record is from RefSeq and is a predicted model, not a curated record. The transcript has 9 exons. Gene Ontology annotation, cellular component: cytoplasm. Lineage: Eukaryota; Metazoa; Chordata; Mammalia; Eulipotyphla; Erinaceidae. Bases 17 to 1354 code for a protein of 445 amino acids.
UCCUCCUCGCCGCGCCAUGGUGGAGCGCGGAGACGCGGCGCCGCUGCUGCGCUGGGCCGAGGGCCCCGCCGUGUCGCCGCCGCAGGCCCCGGAGCUGCGGGCUGGAGGCCGGGGCUGGGCCGGGAGCGGCGGGCCGGCCGGGGAGCCGCGGGGCGCCCCCGAGGUGCUGCUGCAGCCCGGGCGCCUGCAGCUGCGCGACGUGGAGGAGGACCAGGUGGUGGCCGUGUUCGUGGUCACCUUCGACCCGCGCUCGGGAAACAUGGUGGAGUGGUGCUUACCUCAAGAUAUUGACCUGGAAGGGGUUGAAUUUAAGUCUAUGGCCAGUGGAUCCCAUAAAAUCCAGUCAGAUUUCAUCUAUUUCCGGAAGGGGCCCUUCUUCGGCCUGGCUUGCUUCGCCAACAUGCCAGUGGAGAGUGAGCUGGAGCGGGGCGCCCGGAUGAAAUCUGUGGGCAUCCUCUCACCCUCCUACACCUUGCUUUACCGCUACAUGCACUUCUUGGAGAACCAGGUUCGACACCAGCUGGAGACACCAGGACACUACUCACACCUGGCCGCCUUCUAUGAGGACAAGAAAGGGGUGCUCCAUGCAGGCCCUGGGAGAGGUGGCAGCCUGCCCCCCGUCUACUGGCUGCCUUCCAUCCACCGCUACAUGUACCCUGAGAUGAAGAUCACACACCCUGCGGGUUGCAUGUCUCAGUUCAUCAAGUUCUUCGGAGAACAGAUCCUCAUCCUGUGGAAGUUCGCCUUACUGCGAAAGCGCAUUUUGAUAUUUUCUCCGCCUCCCGUGGGUGUUGUGUGUUACAGAGUGUACUGCUGCUGCUGCCUGGCCAAUGUGUCCCUGCCUGGCAUUGGGGGCACCAUCCCCGAGUCCAAGCCCUUCUUUUACGUGAACGUGGCCGACAUCGACAGCCUGGAGGUAGAGGUGUCCUAUGUGGCCUGCACCACAGAGAAGAUUUUCGAGGAGAAGCGGGAGCUGUACGACGUGUAUGUGGACAACCAGAACGUGAGGACGCACCACGAGCGCUUGCAGCCGCUGCUCAAGCUCAACAGCGCCGACCGCGAGAAGUUCCGGCGCCUCAAUGAGCAGAGGCAGAUGCUUCUGUACUCCCAGGAAGUGGAAGGAGACUACAACCCUUGUGAGGAGGACCUGUUUGUGCUGUUUUUCCUGGAGCAAAACAACCGGAUAUUCCAGACUUUGAUGGAGGUGUCUGCCAGCCAGGACAAAACUCUGACGGCUGAGCAUGCCCGGGGCAUGGGCCUCGACCCCCAGGGCGACCGUAGCUUCCUCAUGGACUUGUUAGAGGCCUACGGCAUCGAUGUCAUGUUGGUGAUUGACAACCCUUGUUGCCCCUAGAGGUGGCAGUGAGCCACUCUUCAUUCGGGAGGCCUCCCUAGCCUCCAGAGGACCCCACUUUUUGUUUACUAAACUGACACAGAGAAAUAUGGUUUAUACUUAUCAACA